This is a messenger RNA of Ornithodoros turicata, 4484 nucleotides long. Its product is annotated as DNA (cytosine-5)-methyltransferase PliMCI-like. Gene Ontology annotation, biological process: negative regulation of gene expression via chromosomal CpG island methylation. NCBI's taxonomy places the organism in Eukaryota, Metazoa, Arthropoda, Arachnida, Ixodida, Argasidae. Gene Ontology annotation, molecular function: chromatin binding; DNA (cytosine-5-)-methyltransferase activity; zinc ion binding. The record is from RefSeq and is a predicted model, not a curated record. Bases 138 to 4100 code for a protein of 1320 amino acids. Gene Ontology annotation, cellular component: nucleus. The transcript has a single exon.
UUUCCCGCUGAUGUUUGUUAUUCUCUUAAAAUUUGGCGCGAAAGCUUUGUAGCGUGUCCGUAUCACUUGAGUUCAGUGAGUGUGCUCCGGUUCCCACUCGUUCUGAGACAACAGUCUCGAAGGGCCAUAUUUUGACAAUGAAAAGCCACAAGCGUUCGUCGUCUGCUAAACCGAAGCGGAAUUCUUGCGACGAACACGAGUCAGUAGAUUGCAAAAACCCGCAAAGAGACGAUGAGAAUGAAGUAAAGGUGGAAGACCGGAAACGAAAACGAAGCGACGAUGAGCCCGGCCAGCGUACCCUGAAGGAGAUGUUCAGUCAAAUGCCACCCAAGCGUCCUAAAAGUAAUGAGUCUGUCAUCCAGUACGGACGGUGCUCAGUUUGCCGCCAAGCUCUGGACGGCGCCGAGAUACGACUCUUCGAGGGUGACGGUGAGGGUGCUGUGGAUGAAUUCUCGGCUCUCACCGAGCCCAGACUGAAUGUUUUUGGCGACGCUGACUCCGGUGAUGUGAUGGAGCUGCCCCAGCACAAGUUGACAUUGUUUUCUGUGUACGACAAACAUACCCACCUUUGCCCUCUGGACGCUGGACUCAUCGAGAGAAACGUAGAACUUUACGUUAGUGGUUACGUAAAGCCCAUUUAUGCCGAAGACACGUCCUCCGAUGGUGGCAUUGCUACGCGUGCUCUCGGGCCGAUCGGGUCUUGGUGGACGGCUGGCUUUGACGGAGGUGAGAAGGCAGUCGUGGGGAUUACUACCCCGUACGCAGACUACAUCCUUAUGGCUGCCAGCGAUCAGUACAAGCCCUUUAUGGACGCCUUACAGGAGAAAAUCUACAUGAGCAAAAUCGUCAUAGAAACCCUGACACGGAGCACAGAGUGCACGUACGAGGACCUCCUCAACCAGCUGGAGGUAACACCGCCUCCGCAGGGAAUUGGAAAGUUCACUGAGGAUGCCCUCCUGCGUAACGCCCAGUUUGUGGUCGACCAAGUGCAGAGCUACGAUGUGACCGCAGACGAUGACGAAGCCGUGCUCAUAGCUACGCCUUGCAUGCGCAGCCUUAUCAACUUGGCUGGUGUCACUCUGGGUCAGCGCAGAGCUCUGAGACGUGGUCGCCGCGAGGCAGGACACAAGAAAGCUAGCACAGGGACCCUGGCAACUACGACUCCCCUUGUGCGUGACGUUUUUGAGACCCUCUUCAAGGACCAGAUGGACAAGUUGGUGGCGGUACCCGCAGGUCGGAGGAAGCGUUGUGGAGUAUGCGAAGCCUGUCAAACACCCGAUUGUGGCAAGUGUAAGGCGUGCAGCGAUAUGGUCAAGUACGGAGGGACCGGGAAACUGAAGCAGUGUUGUGAGCAGCGCCGUUGCCUCAGCAAGGUGGUUCAAGACGCGGAAGAGGAUGACGGAGACAACGAGCAGCUGGAUGAUGCCAUGGACCAGAAGGCUGCGAAAUCUGAUCCGCCAACGCCCACCAAAAAGAUCACUAAACGGUGCGGCGGCAGUGAAGUUUGCUGGACGGGCAAGCCCCUGGCUACACGUGGGAAGAAAGCGUACUACAAGCAGGCUUUUAUCAACGGAAGAGAACUGAAUUGGGGAGACUUUGUCCUAGUGACCCCCAAAGACCCCUCCGUAUCGCAGUACGUGGCGCGCGUCGUCUACCUCUUUGAAUCCGCCAGCGGAGAAAUGAUGUUCCACGCUCACUGGUUUCACAGGGGCGCCGACACUGUGCUCGGCGAAAUGAGCGACCCACGGGAGGUGUUCUUCGUCUACGAAUGCGACAAUCAGAGCCUCAGCACCGUCUCCCAACUCUGUUCCGUGGUCCACAAGAAGGUUCCGGAGGACUGGUACGACCGCGGAGGAAUGUAUGGCCUCGAGCAGGGAUGCUCUGGGGAUGAAGGCUCUUCGUUCUUCUAUCAGAAGGCGUACCACAGUGAGAAUGCCCGUUUCGUGGAUCCACCAGAGUUGAGCGCCACAAAUGACGGGGACGUAGAGCACCUGUGCGUCAGCUGUCAGUGGGCAGAGGCAGAGAAACAGAGGGAACAUGUGACUGUGGGAGAUUUUAUUGAGGCACAAGAUGGGAAGAAGCUGUACAGUCGAGCAACAUUCAACGGCAAAUCCUACUGCAUCGGGGAGUGCGUCUACCUGGAUCCAGACGCCUAUCAGUUUUCCUUCCAAGCUGUACCUUCUGCAAAGGUCGUUCCCGACAAAGAAGAGUUGGAUGAAGACGUUUACCCCGAGAAGUACCGCAAGCGUUCCGAAUACAUAAAGGGUUCAAACGACGGCAUCCCGGAACCAUUCAAGAUCGGCAGAAUAACCAGCAUCAUCGUUAAGGGUGACAGUGAUAAACUGCUGUCGCCAGAACGCGUCAGGCUUCAGUUGACAAAAUUCUACCGGCCCCAAGACACGCACGCGACCCGGUCGGAAGCGGACUUGAACUUGCUGUACUACUCGUCCGAAGAAGCUGUAGUGGAAAUGAGCAACGUUCUCGACAAGUGCUACGUCGUAUACGGGGAAAACCUUGCCGAAGACGUGGAAGAUUUCUUGCGGAAAGGCCCGCACCGCUUCUACUUCAACGAGGCGUACGACGCGAAGGAGAGGAUGUUUGUGGAGCCACCUUCGAAAGCGAGAAUGAUGGGAUGCCAAGGGAAGGGCAAGGGAAAAGGCAAGAGCAGCCACAAGUGGGCAACCGUGGAGCCACCGGAAGGGUACCCGGUCCCCGAGCACAAGUUGCGGGCACUCGACGUGUUUGCGGGCUGCGGUGGCUUAUCGGAGGGCCUUCAUCAGGCAGGAGUCUGUGAAACCCUUUGGGCCAUAGAGCGAGAAGAACCUGCCGCAAAUGCCUUCCGCCGAAAUUUUCCCGAUGCCACUGUGCUGACGGACGAUUGCAACAGGCUUCUACGCCUUGUUAUGGAGGGUGAACUGACAAAUGAGAAGGGGCAGUCACUGCCCCAGAAGGGAGACGUGGAGCUGUUGUGUGGGGGACCUCCGUGCCAAGGCUUCAGCGGCAUGAACCGCUUCAACUCGCGCCAGUAUUCUCUCUUCAAGAACUCCCUCAUUGCGUCCUACCUCAGCUACUGCGAAUAUUAUCGUCCAAGAUACUUCCUGCUGGAAAACGUACGCAACUUCGUGGCCUUCAAGAGGAGCAUGGUGCUCAAGCUUACGCUUCGCUGCUUGCUCAGCAUGGGGUACCAGUGCACCUUCGGAGUCCUCCAAGCGGGCAACUAUGGUGUGCCUCAGACACGUCGUAGAGCUAUCCUCCUGGCUGCUGCCCCCGGGCAGCCUCUCCCGUUCUUCCCGGAGCCGCAGCACGUAUUCGCACCUCGUGCAUGCCAGCUGUCCGUCGUGGUCGACGACACCAAGUAUACGUCUAAUUGCAAGUGGGUGAACUCGGCUCCCAUGCGAAAUAUAACCGUGCACGACGCCAUGUCCGACCUGCCUCAAAUUGGAAACGGUGCCAGAGUCGAAGAGAUGCCCUACAGCGAAGGGCCGACAACUCACUUUCAGCGCCAGCUACGGUAUGGAGCCUCUGUCCUGUAUGAUCACGUGUGCAAGGACAUGGCACCUCUCGUCGAGGCACGCAUGCGACACAUCCCGUUGGUACCUGGCUCAGACUGGAGGGACCUGCCUAACACGGUAUUCCGUUUAUCCGAUGGAACUUUCACGCGGAAAUUGAGCUACACGCACGACGACACCAGGAAUGGCCGCUCUCCUAACGGAGCGCUGCGAGGCGUCUGCCCAUGUGCCGAGGGCGAGCCCUGCGAUCAGAUCUAUCGCCAGGAUAACACUUUAAUCCCGUGGUGUCUGCCCCAUACGGGCAAUCGCCACAACCACUGGGCUGGGCUGUACGGACGACUAGAGUGGAACGGCUUCUUCAGCACAACGGUGACAAACCCCGAGCCCAUGGGCAAGCAGGGCCGGGUGCUGCAUCCGGAGCAGCACAGGGUGGUCAGCGUCCGCGAAUGUGCCCGCUCCCAGGGCUUUCCAGACACGUUCAGGUUCUUCGGAACCAUACUCGACCGCCACCGUCAGGUUGGCAAUGCUGUGCCGCCCCCCAUGGCGUGCGCCAUUGGACGUGAAAUCCUCAAGUGCUUGCAACACUCUUAGCAACUCUGUGGGGCACCUUAGGAUGCGUAUUUUGGUUUUAGACUGUGGCAAAUUUUGAGAACAAUGCAAUGCAUCUGAAUUGACACCCCCACCUUUUUUUUACACUCUAGCAGAACGCAUUGCCGAACAAAUAGAGCAGCAUCGUCGGCUCUUUUUUAAGUACACAGGACCAGGAACAUAAGUGAAGCAUCGUUUUUUACUGCACAUUCUGUAUCGUAAGACACAAUGUAUUUCCUUGUGCAAACAGUACGUAUUUUUAUGCGCAACAUCCAUGUACUGACAAAACUUUCGUUGCUUGCAACAUGGUCUGUAACAAGAAUCAUGCGCUGACAUGAGAAACUUUUGUCUAGGAAUGGUAAAAUAAAUAUAUUUUAUUACUAUGUU